Exophiala spinifera is the source of this 978-nucleotide messenger RNA. RefSeq lists its product as uncharacterized. The record is from RefSeq and is a predicted model, not a curated record. Gene Ontology annotation, biological process: regulation of DNA-templated transcription. The coding region runs from base 1 to 978 and encodes 325 amino acids. Lineage: Eukaryota; Fungi; Ascomycota; Eurotiomycetes; Chaetothyriales; Herpotrichiellaceae. The transcript has 2 exons. Gene Ontology annotation, molecular function: zinc ion binding; DNA-binding transcription factor activity, RNA polymerase II-specific.
AUGCCUACUCUGCGCAAGGCUUGCGUCAAUUGUACUAGCUCCAAGCGAAAAUGUGUGGUACAGAAACCAAAAUGCAGCCGUUGCUCGCAAAAGAACCUAGACUGCGUCUAUGACCUUGAACCGCUCAACGCACCAGCUACCGAGUUCGACAAGGUCCGAGCAUUUGGCUUCAAGCUCUCAAAUUAUCAUGCUCUGGGGCGGUGUAUCAUCAAGCGCCUCAAAUCCGGAACCGCGGGCAUCGAUCCGGCGAUCUGCUAUCCAGGCAGCCAGAACGUAACAGAGAUUACAAGGCUAGGGUUUGACACGGUGCCGGAGCUUGUCAGCGCCAGGAGACCUGCAUCGUUUGUUCAUCCUGGAUUACAGGUGCCUGACAUCAACAAUCACGUCACUGCGCUUAUGGAGCGAGGGGCCAGGGGAGUGAACAGUGAGAGCUUCAAAUGCCUUAUGCAAGUCGAUAUCAAACUAGUGUCACCGCAAGAGGCUCUUACAGCGGUCCAAGCUCUCCUAGUCCAUCUGGCGGCAUCGAGUUUUUCGUCGGCUCCGGCGGAACAGGAAGAGGCAGAACUAUGCCUCAACAUCUUGUCUGAAUGGACGCAACACUUGUUCGCCUGCUUCGAUGCUGGAAUGCCAAAAUGCCAAUCCCCGUGGCAGGAUUGGUUGUUGGGCGAGAGUGUGCGACGAACUGUGUUCAUGGCCUAUACGCUCAACUUGUCAGUGACCGGCUACAAGUAUGGCUAUUGUCCCAACUGGCUCUUCAUGGAGUCCCUGCCAUUCGACCACCGGCCGGGGUUGUGGAUGGCAGAAUCGCCACAAGCGUGGAUUGCUUCGGCCCAUGCAAGAUGUGGCGAAGAAGUCGGUGAACAGUUGAAAUCAUACCACGAAUUUGCUGAAGCCUGCCACGGUCAGACACCCGAUUUUGGCGGGGACCCAUUUUUAACAUUGCUUGCAUUUGCCCACAACGGUCUUGGUGGGAACUAA